GGACGCGUAUUGCCAUUUUAGCCCGAGCAGCGGAGCGUGAGGUUGUGCCGUUACGUUGUUGUGCGUUACCUGCUGUGCUAAAGUUUGUAGCCGCCUCCAGUAGUGCGCAAACAUGGUACAAGGAUGUGGGAUGUCGUGUGUUAAAAACCUACUGUUCAUAUUUAACUUCUUUUUUGCGAUAUCUGGCAUCGUAAUUAUUGUGUGUGGUGGCUACAGCCUGCAUCUUUUCAAGAAAACAGGGCCAGUCAUUGGUGAUGACUAUGUAUCUGCUCCUGUCAUCCUCAUCGUUGUUGGUUCCAUUGUAUUCCUCGUCGCAUUCUUGGGAUGCUGCGGUGCUAUGCAGGAAAGCUACUGCAUGCUAAUGCUGUUUUCAGUAUUUUUGUUCCUGAUCCUGGUUGCUGAAAUAGCAGCUGGUGCACUGGGCUUUGUCUACAAGGACAAGGUUGAAAACCUUGCUCAAGGAAGGUUUAUGCAAACCUUGAAAGACUAUGACAGGGAAGGUGAAGGCAAGGUGACCCCAGUUCGGGAAGCCUGGGAUUUUAUCCAACACGAGCUGAAGUGCUGCGGUGUAAAUGGACCUGAGGACUGGAGACAAACUAAACUUGGUCAUCCACCAGGCAGCUGUUGCACUGAUGGUGAAAACUGCCAGAAACAACAGACUUACUACCAAAAGGGCUGCUAUGACAAAGUGAAAGAGGACCUUUCACAAUAUGCAGUCUAUGUUGGAGUUGCAGGAAUUGGCAUCGGUUUGAUUGAGAUAAUUGGAAUUAUUUUUGCCUGCUGCCUUGCUAACCAAGUGAAGUAAUGAUGAACAUCGUGCAAAGUAUAUAAUGGCUAUUGGUCUGCUCAUUCAAUUCAUGGCAGCUGCUACAAGUCACACCCUGUGUUUUGAUCCCAUACCAGACAAGUUCAUGUGCUAUUUUCGGCAGGAAACCUUCUGUCCUUUUGUCAACCAAAGCUCAUCCCUACCUUGUGUACCAUAUCGUUGUGCCUUAAUAUUGUUGAACAAGAAAUGUUUUUGAUGUUGCUGAGCUUUGACCCUCACAGUUGCACCGCUUCUCAUCUCGGGAAGGGACAGGUGCGCACUACAAGAUCAACCCCGUUUUCAUUACAUUUGCACAAGUUGAGACAAGUGGCUGUCUCAUGUUGCAGUGUACCUCAAGAUUUGUAUUGUCUGUAAAUAGCUGUUGUGUGUCUGACUAUUAUGGUGGGGAGUUUUAUAUAUAUCUUUCAAUGCUAGCUGCUGUGGCCAUUUUCUGGCAGCAAUGAGUGCAUUCUCUAAAAGGCUAUUUUUUUAAAGAUCGAUAUAAGAGCCUGAUAGGCUUGUAUUUUGGCAGCAAGAUUUGUCACUUCUGUAGCUUGUUAAUUUACACAAGUUAUCUUGUUUAGAGUCAGUGGCUACAGUAUUUACAAAUGCGUGUUGUUCACUGUAAUUUAAUAAAGUUAAUCCAUGCUUGUAAAUUGAAAA
Rhipicephalus microplus (southern cattle tick) is the source of this 1468-nucleotide messenger RNA. Its product is annotated as 23 kDa integral membrane protein. NCBI's taxonomy places the organism in Eukaryota, Metazoa, Arthropoda, Arachnida, Ixodida, Ixodidae. The record is from RefSeq and is a predicted model, not a curated record. Gene Ontology annotation, cellular component: plasma membrane.